Messenger RNA from Trematosphaeria pertusa, 1868 nucleotides. Its product is annotated as RA-domain-containing protein. Lineage: Eukaryota; Fungi; Ascomycota; Dothideomycetes; Pleosporales; Trematosphaeriaceae. Gene Ontology annotation, molecular function: protein binding. The transcript is spliced from 3 exons. Gene Ontology annotation, biological process: signal transduction. Bases 135 to 1685 code for a protein of 516 amino acids. The record is from RefSeq and is a predicted model, not a curated record.
CUUGACGCACCUUCACCGACGCUGAUAACGGCGAGCUUCCCCUCCGCGAGCUGUUCUCGAGGCUUGGCGCCACCAGCUCUUCUCGACCUCCCGCCACCGCUGCCGCCGCCGACGGCCGCGCAACGUCACCCGCCAUGGCCUACAAGUCCAAGUACCACGACGACUCGGACGCCGACGACGAGUACGAGCGCAGCGUCAUCCAGAGCCCGACCCUGCCUGUAGACAUGUACGACGAAAGCUCGCCGACGUCCUCGGGCCCGCUCAGCACAGAGCACACGCCCACGACCUUUACCCACUCGAGGGACAGCAAGGGCAGUCCCACCGGCCUGAUCACGGACUGGACAGCAGCGCAGUGUGGCGAGUUCAUAUCUGGCUUGGGGCUGGAGCAGUAUGCGAGCACAUUUGUUGGCGAGGCACUGAUAAUCCUGCAACAUGCCGAGCUCAAAGAGAUGGGCCUGAACAGCGUGGGCCACAGACUCACCAUCCUCAAGGCCGUCUACGAGACCAAGGUCAAGCAGAACGUGCCGAUAGAGCCCGACGACUACGUUCCUCUAUCCGCAGACACAUCGGCCCAAGAUGCACCGCCCACGCAAGACGACCUGGCCAAAGUGAUACGCGUGGUCCAGGCGCGGGACGAGCGGAUACACUACACCGAAACCGAGCUACGGCACUUGAGGGACGACUUCAUCAAGCUGCAGGAGGAGAACAAGCGCCUCCGAGAGGAGAUCUUGCCGUUCGUCCGCAUGUACAAAGACAGUCAGCAACCGUUACCCACUCCUCACGAUCAUGUUGUCACAUCGCCCCCGGCAGCAGAGCAGAGGUCGGGAAGCAGUCUGUCACGUAAGUUCUCCACCAAGAGGCUUUUCCUUGCUUCCGGUCCGAAGAACCCCUCUCCGACUAUCCCGGAGGGGCGUGCCUUGGUCGACAACUCGUCUCUAGAUCCUUCAGCGGCAGCUCUUGCAGCUUCCUCACACCUCACAGCGUCCAUCGCCGGGGGCCAGCAGAUGUCUCCCAACUCCGCACCGCAACCCUCGCCUACGUCUCCCGCGUACUCGCAGAAUCAGUCCCGCUACAAUCGCUCGGACAUGCCCCGCAGCGGCCACCCCGACCACGAGAGCACCCCGAACUGGUCUCAGACGAACACCUGGGCUUCAGACACCACGGCCGUAACCGAACGAAACCGCGACGCCCGCGCGACGCCUGCCCCACUGUCUUCACGGCCGAUGCGGAACAAUGCGCAACCGACGCCGAAUCCCGACGACCGCGAGCCGCCGCUAUCUGGAGGUUCCACGAAUACCUCCGCGCCUGCACAAACACCGUCUACGAACCCGCAAGUUGAAAUCUUCAAGUCCUUCCGCGUCUCGAUUGAUGAUCCGUGCCACAAGGUGCUCCCGGUUGCGCUCAAGAAGUACAAUAUCACGGCAGAUUGGCGGCAAUAUGCGCUCUAUAUCGUGCACGGGGACCAGGAGCGGUGCUUAGGACUGAACGAACGCCCUCUGAUACUGUUCAAGCAACUUGAUAAGGAAGGCCGCAAGCCCAUGUUCAUGCUUCGAAAGCACGCCGCACCCGCUGAAGGCCACGUGAGCACCGUCGGAGGCAACGACGUGAGGAGUGUUGGAAGCGGAGGAGGCUUUGGCUGGGAUGGUGGGAACAGGGGUGUGCAGUUGCCGGGAGGUGUAUUGUAAGUUGAAAAACUGCGCAUUUGCCUGCACCACCGCUAUCUUUAUUCGUUUUGAAGAUGUUGUUCAAGAGGAGGUUGGAUACUAAACAAGACUUGCAUUAGGUAUCGCGCACUUAUCGGCGACACCGCCCUUGCGCGAAACUUUGCAGCGAUCCUCGCAGGUGGAUCCGGAGGAUCAGGUCAAGAU